AUGGCCGUGCCACAGCUAGCCGCGGGGAAGGGCGCGGCAGCAGGCGGGGCAGUGGGGCUAUCAGGGCUGAAGGAACUUGAGUUCAUCUCGUCUGCCCUGGAAUCAUCUGUGCACCACUCAGGUAAGGGUGCGGGUAGGGGCGGUGCUUCUGGGAACCUGCCUCUCGAUCCUGCCUACACCUCCCAACCCACUCGCCAAGCCUCCUACCAAGCCUCUUACCAAGCCUCGGCAGCAGGUUUGGAGCGGCAAACCUCUGCAUCAGCAACGGCACCGGCAGCAGCAGGAAUCGCGUCCAGGCACUCGUUUGGAGCAGGAGGGGCGGCAGCAGCAGCAGCAGCCGCAGCUGCGAUUGCUACAGUGUCGGGGAGAUCUCGAGGGGAAAGUGUACCUGUAAUAGUGGUAGGGGCAGGAGCAGGAGUGCAUGGGAUGGGAUCAGAGCGAGGGAUGCAUGGAGCAGUAGCAGCAGCAGCACAUGGGUUACAUGCAACAGGAGCAGCAGCAGAAGCAGCUGUGGUUCAGAGCGUGAGAGAGGCCGGGGAUGCGGUGUUGAGGCGAGGAGUGGUGAUUGAGGAGGUGGGGGAUGGAAGGGAGAGAUAUGGGCGGCCGCUUUCAGCGAGUGAGGUGUCGCCACCUCGUGCUCGUGAAGGAGGACCUGGCGGUUAUCCACCAAGGAAGCUGAGGCAUGCUCGAUUUGGGGACUGA
Messenger RNA from Closterium sp. Naga37s-1, 702 nucleotides. The record is from the annotation of a GenBank genome assembly. NCBI's taxonomy places the organism in Eukaryota, Viridiplantae, Streptophyta, Zygnematophyceae, Desmidiales, Closteriaceae.